AUGUGUAUGCCAGGGAAUCGCUCUCUGCAUGAAUACCGCCAGUAUCUGUCAAGUUGCGACUCAGCGACCAGCGACAGUCCGGACAUCAAAAAGCUACGGCGAAAGAACGCCGCAUUGAACUUGAACCAGUCCCAGAUGUCUCUGGACGACCACUACGAGUACCCUUUCUCGGUCUCGUCGGCGGCGUCAAGCCCGCCGCCAUUAUCCCCAUCGCAAUCACCCAGCGCUCUGAGCGAGCAGCCUGAGAGCCUGGAUGGCUUCCUCCGUAUGGGAUAUCACCGCCAUAUAUCUCCAGUAGACCAGUGCUUACUUGCGGAUUUAGCUCCGGGGACCCCCAGCUCUGUAGACGACCAUAUAUGCCUCCAGCAAAACCCCCAUAAGAUCCUGGUAAGCCGCCAUCUCAUCCGUGCCCUAAUGGACGGGCGGUACUUUGGCAGCCGAUCUGACUUUCACACGCACAUGCAGGACACGUUCCGGGAUCGUCUCGAGAAAUAUCCCGACCCAUAUCCCAAACCAAUUCCACGCAAUCCCCCAGCAUCUAUUCACAGUCACACAAAGCGGUACUCGGACUCAAUGCUCCUCAACAUAAAAAAGCCCACCACAACCAUCAUCCAUCAAGGUACAUCGUUCGAGAUCCUCAAUCCCCAUGAAUCACUCCACUUCGCUCGUAUCGUCUCGUACAUCGAAGACGUCGACAGCUUCUCCACAGGCCACAACAGGGACUCCUACAUCUCAUUCACAGAAGACACCGUGAUCAUCGAAUCGGACCCUUGGUCCUACGAUCCCCCACCGCAACCUCACAUCCACACCCAAAGCCACGCUGAAGAAGCCUUCGAAGACGAAAACCGAAAGUCCCAACUAGACAUUGGCGACACCCAAGGCCUCCACCACCACCUCAUGCCCUCCAUCAAUGAACUCCUCGAAGAAACAACCCUCAACAUGACCCGUUACCUCGCCUCCAAACCCAGAGAAUGCGCCAGUCCAACCAAUGAAAGCGAUCUCGGCGAGCCCGGAGAUCCCGUCUACGACGAUAACCAUCCCAUGAACCCCCACGAGGGCCUCUGGCAAUUCGAUAUCGGCAUAAACCCAGCCACCAAACCCCCCUCAAACGAACAGACCAUGACUCCACGAACCGAGAUCAAACUCCACCGCCGUCCAACCCGGAGAUCAACCUCUAGUCGCAAGCGUAGAGGUCCCCUGCGGAAACUCUACGGGUUGUUUCGCAGGAAGACAGGGAAGCAGGCCAAGUAG
Messenger RNA from Aspergillus oryzae RIB40, 1251 nucleotides. Its product is annotated as oxidoreductase, short-chain dehydrogenase/reductase family. The record is from RefSeq and is a predicted model, not a curated record. Bases 1 to 1251 code for a protein of 416 amino acids. Lineage: Eukaryota; Fungi; Ascomycota; Eurotiomycetes; Eurotiales; Aspergillaceae. The transcript has a single exon.